Messenger RNA from Acanthoscelides obtectus, 700 nucleotides. NCBI's taxonomy places the organism in Eukaryota, Metazoa, Arthropoda, Insecta, Coleoptera, Chrysomelidae. The record is from the annotation of a GenBank genome assembly.
GAUCCAAAUGUGUCAUCCUUGGUUCCGCCCCUGACGCCGAUUUGUAUAACGCAACGACAUUCUAAUAGAUACUAUCUCGUUAUAUUUCACCUUUUAUCUUUCUAGAAGCUCCGUUUAUACACCUAAUCCCAUUUCUUACAUGUUUCAGAAGCAUGAGAGGCGAGUUCGACCGUUCCAGUCAAUACAGCAGCCGGUACAGUUAUCGCGACUUCGAAUCGAACAGGAUGCACUACGAUAUUCGCGAGCCGGACCUGAACGUGGCCAAAGAGUACCGGACCCAGAAGAUCCUGGUGACGAUGAUCACAACGUAUGGCAUCUGCCUGUGUCCACUGAUGAUCCUCCGAUUGGCUAGACUGGCUCUGGCCGAGACCUACGAGAACGCUGGGCAUUUUGACAUCACAUUUGCUGUGUUUGUUUGGAUCGCUUUCGUUCCAGUUUGCUCUACGCCGAUUCUCUAUGUUAUAUGGCAGAUGACCAGAUUGGCGAUUUCUGGCGAUUUUCUCAUCAAAACUUUACGACCACGUGACUGAAAACCGGGCAACCCUGCGCGGGGGAGACGGGCAUGAGGUUCCGCAGAAGGAGCACGUAUAUCAUCGCUCAGCCCGACGGACGUACGAACAUUGUUUUAACGCUAUUUUUUUCGCAUUGUACACUAUCAGUUGUAAAUCAGCCUCUACCUUAGUAAAUAAAGUGAUAUCGC